This is a messenger RNA of Gossypium raimondii (Peruvian cotton), 1017 nucleotides long. Its product is annotated as protein SHORT HYPOCOTYL IN WHITE LIGHT 1. The transcript has 3 exons. Gene Ontology annotation, biological process: regulation of abscisic acid-activated signaling pathway; negative regulation of photomorphogenesis. The record is from RefSeq and is a predicted model, not a curated record. Bases 276 to 842 code for a protein of 188 amino acids. Lineage: Eukaryota; Viridiplantae; Streptophyta; Magnoliopsida; Malvales; Malvaceae.
CUUUUCUUUGUUAUUUAAGGUUGUUUCAUAAUUCUUAUCUUCUCAUGGAUGUCUUUUUCAGCUCUAAGAACUUGAUCUUCAAACUGGGCUUUACUGGAAUCUUUUUUGUUUUCGAUAAUUGGUAUUGAUUUAUGGAGAUGGAGAUUUUUUAAUUUUGAGAGUUUGAUUUUUUAUUUAAGAAAAUGGUGAGAUUGUGAUAGCCUUUUCUCCCAAAUAUUCAGACAGCUUUGUUGCCGAUCCCAAUCUACCACUGUUUAUGUUGUUAACAAACGGCGAUGGCAAUGGCCUUAUCGUGCAGCUGUGUGGUUCCUAUAGCCACUAACAAACUCCCCCACUCGUCGUUUUCCCCUCCGGCAACCCUUUCCUUCCCUCCUCACAAAUCUUUCAACCCCAAACCCCCCAUUUCCUCCAUUUGCCGUAGUCAAUUUGAUGGUUCAGGUUAUGAGGAAAGUGAGGCGGUGGAGGAACCUUUCUUCCCUUAUUUGGUUGAGGAGAGUGACGACGAAGACGACGAAACAGAGAGCAGCGUGGAUUUGUUGUUGAGAUUCUUGCACAGCAUGUUCAGGAAGGUCUCCAAGCGUGCCAAGAAGGCUUCUCGCUCUAUCUUACCUGCUGCAAUGUCGCCCCAAUUGGUGUCAUUUGCAGUUGAUGGAGUCCUCUUAUUGGCUGCACUUUCCAUUCUUAGAGCACUUCUUGAGGUGGUAUGCACUCUUGGAGGAACAGUAUUUGUUGUUAUAUUGCUUCUUCGUGUGAUUUGGGCUGCUGUUUCGUAUUUCCAAUCAAUUGGGAACGGUUUUAACCAAGGUGAUGGUUCCUUUGGCACUUCACAGCCAAUAAUAUAAACCUCAUCAUUGGUUAAAAGGCAAAAGUUAUCUCUUUGGGGCUUCUGAAUUUUAUAGGUAUGCAUUCUCUUGUAAAUUUGACUAGGAAAUUAAGUACAAAUGUGACAAUCAUAUAUACUUUUUUUUACACUAAUACUGUUGAAUAAAUGAUGAUAUGAUGGAGUUAACACAACAA